Molecule: messenger RNA, 624 nt
Organism: Naegleria fowleri
Lineage: Eukaryota; Heterolobosea; Eutetramitea; Acrasida; Naegleriidae
Exons: 3
Coding region: 1-624 (207 amino acids)
Molecular function (GO): calcium ion binding
Source: RefSeq, a predicted model, not a curated record
AUGACUUUCUGGUAUGGUAACCCAGCAUGGAUUCCUACAGGAUUUCAAGUGCCUCCACACUUGAUGCAAAACGGACCCAUGUGGCAAAAUCAAGCCAUUCAAACCUAUUACAUGUUCGAUAAAGAUCGCAACGGAGUUUUAAAGAAGAAGGAAUUCAAGAAGGCUUUGACUCAUAUGGGAGUUCACAAGCAUGAGGCUAAGCAUCUUUUCAAAAUGAUGGAUCGUGAUAGAAAUGGUGUCAUUACUAUGGAUGAAUUUAUCAAUGCCUACUUGUUCAUCAUGGCAGGUGGGAUGAGAUAUCAUGGAACUGGCUACUCUGGUACCUUCUCCACUCUCGGUCAAACAACCACUACCACCACAACCACAGUCAUUGGUGGAUCUCAACCAGUUUAUCCUCCAACUACUGGUUAUCCUCCACAAACCGGAUAUCCAGUACAAACUGGUUAUCCACAAACUGGCUAUCCACCACAAACAGGUUACCCACCUCAAACUGGAUAUCCACCUCAAACAGGUUACAUGCCACAACAACCUUAUGGAACUAAUCCUUAUGUUCCUCAAACCGGUUAUCCACCACAAACUGGAUAUCCUCCACAAGGUGGCUAUCCUCCACAACCUUAUCAAUAA